Messenger RNA from Myxocyprinus asiaticus (Chinese sucker), 6077 nucleotides. RefSeq lists its product as uncharacterized. Gene Ontology annotation, molecular function: ubiquitin binding; phosphatidylinositol binding. The record is from RefSeq and is a predicted model, not a curated record. Gene Ontology annotation, biological process: protein transport to vacuole involved in ubiquitin-dependent protein catabolic process via the multivesicular body sorting pathway. Lineage: Eukaryota; Metazoa; Chordata; Actinopteri; Cypriniformes; Catostomidae. Gene Ontology annotation, cellular component: ESCRT-0 complex.
AAGUGAAGUGAAGUGGAGGCUGCUGCUUUUCACCUGGUUUUCCUUUAAGAAUCCACGAGAUUCACUCACUACAGAAAACAAUUGGACUAACAGAAACCCUACGGACUCUCAACUUCUCUGUGGUUCUCGGGUAGCAGCCAGCAUGCAGAAGAGGAGGCAUCGUUACUUACAUUAACUGCAUUUCCAUCGUGAAUCAUUUCUCAUGGAGAGAGAGACAAAGUUUGUUUUUUGAGCAAAAGUUUGUCUGUAAAGCAAGGAACAUCCAUUCCAUUUGUUUUUUCCUUUUUCUUUUACAACUUCUGUAUCAGUAACAGGGAUCUGGGGAUGCAAGAACUCCUCCGUAUGUUUCAGGUGGAAUGCUUGCAUCUGUGAAACUUUAGGACAUUUUCCACACUGUGGAGGAACUACAGAGGCAGUAGCUUUCAGAGCAAGAUCAUUGUGCUUCAGCACUAUAAUUGAGUCUGCGCUAUUGUCAUGAGAUUGAUGUGAACGUUUGGCUCGUAACGGAACGGUGAACCUCAGUUUUACCAAAAUGAAGGAUGACUUCAAUGAUGAAGAGGAAGUGCAGUCUUUUGGCUACAAAAGAUUUGGUAUCCAGGAGGGAAGUGAAUGCACUAAAUGUAAAAAUGACUGGGCCUUAAGGGUGGCCAUUGCCCUUCUAUAUGUGCUUUGUGCACUGCUCACCAUAGCUGUGGCUGUGUUGGGGUACAAAGUAGUCCAAAAGAUGGAUAAGGUCACAGAGGGAAUGGAGAAUUACGGUGGGAAGAUCAUGGCUGUAGAGACAGACCUCAAGAAGCUUGAUGAUCAAACAGGAGAGAAAUCAGAGAAUGCCACCAGUGAGCUCCUCUCAUUUAAGUUGGAAAUUCAAACCUUGCAGAAUCAGCUCAAUGACGUUGCUCUGAGGGCUUCUAGCAAUAGAGCUGCUCUUGAUGAGCUACAACUAGCUGGUGAGGACAUGCAGAGUGGACAUCUCUCACUGCGAGAUAUGCUGGAGAGCAAUGCCAACGUUAUCAGCAAAGUCAACCACACCUUAAACACAUACAGUGGCCUGAUUGAUGGACUAAAGACAGACACAGAGCGGCUCCAAACGGAUCUUCAGGUGCAGAGCAGUGAGCAGAGCCAAAACACCCACAGCCUCAGCACUCUGAACUUUACCCAGUCCCAGCAGAGGAACCUGAUUAGCUCCCUUCAGAGGUCAGUGGAGGACACCAGCCAGGCUGUCCAGAAGCUUAAGAAUGAUUAUCAGAGCCUUCAGCAGCUGGCCAGGCAGACCAAAGCGGAUGCUGAUUGGCUUAGAGAGAAGGUGCAGAACCUUCAGGCAUUAGCUGCUAAUAAUUCUGCACUGACUCGCUCUAACAGUGACACUUUAGAAGAUGUGACCUCACAGCUGAACUCACUCUCAGAGCAGGUGCAGAACGCUUCAGCCAUCACUGAUGGUCAUGACCAAAGCCUGCGUGAGCUCAUGGACCAGCAGCAAGACCAUGACAAUGCCACAUCAAUGAAGUUCGAUGAACUGGAAGCACGUCUUGACCGCAACGAGGGAGAGAUGGACCGCAUAACAGGCAAUGUAAGCUUUGCCACACAGCUGCUUGGCGUAAUCAGCAUAGACCUCAAUGGUCUGCGCACCUGCGCUGAGACAGUGACCCAGCACUCUGACCUGUUGCUGGGGCUGAACAGCAGUGUGGCUGAGACCAGGGCGGACAGCGCCGAGCUCAAAUCACAGCAGGAAGAACUUGCCACCAGGCUUGACCGAGAGGUCAGCAACCUCUCCAUAGUAAUGGAGGAAAUGAAACUGGUUGACAGCAAACAUUCACAGCUUAUCACCAACUUCACUAUCCUUCAGGGUCCUCCUGGUCCAAGGGGUCCUCGGGGAGACAAAGGCUCCCAAGGGCCCCCUGGGAAACUUGGCCAGAAAGGUGAAACUGGCGAAAAAGGAGCACCUGGUGUUUCUGGGCCUAAAGGAGAAAAAGGUCCAACAGGGCCUCCCGGUGUGCCAGGGUUCAAAGGUCUACCUGGAUCAAGAGGAAGCCCUGGGCAAAAGGGUUCGCGGGGAUCAGGAGGCAGGGCGGGGCCUCAAGGAGAGAAAGGUGACCCUGGUAUAACUGGUCUGCCCGGAAGAGAUGGUCAGCCAGGUCCUCAGGGGCCACAAGGUCCACAGGGACUCAGAGGGCCAUCAGGGCCUGCAGGACCAGAAGGAGCCCGUGGGCCCGAUGGCCCCAUUGGCCCACCUGGACCUCCUGGAUUACCAGGACUUCCUGCACCAGUAGUUGUGCCCCCUGUAGAUCCUCAAGCCUUUGUCAACCGCCAGGUAGCUCUACCUACAAGUGCAACAGGGUGCCUACCUCAGUGGAAGAGUUUUAGAGAAACAUGCUACUACUUCUCAGCUCCAGCAGAGAAUCUGAACUUUGGCGAAACAAAGGAAAGAUGCAGCAACAAGAGUUCAUCUAUGCUCAUUAUCAAUGAUGAAGAUGAGCAGCUAUGGAUAAAGAGUCAUAUUUCUGGAAAAGGCUACUUUUGGCUGGGCCUCACAGACAGUGCAGAGGAAAACAUCUGGAGAUGGGUGGAUGGGAACCUGCCCACCUAUACGAAAUGGAAACCUGGGCAGCCUGAUAAUUGGAGUCAUGGUCAUGAGGAAGGGGAGGACUGUGCAGGUGCUGACAGGGAGGCGAACAAGAAGAGGAUCAAGCUUUGAUUCCGUUUAGUGCAUAUUUCGGCCAUGCCUCUCUUCACGUCAAAUCCAUUUGAUCAAGAUGUUGAGAAAGCCACAAGUGAGAUGAACACAGCUGAGGAUUGGGGCCUCAUUCUGGACAUAUGCGACAAAAUUGGGCAGUCUCGCACCGGGCCUAAAGAAUGCCUGCGUUCUAUAAUGAGGAGAGUGAAUCACAAGGAUCCCCAUGUUGCCAUGCAAGCGUUGACGCUACUUGGUGCGUGUGUGUCAAACUGUGGAAAAAUAUUCCAUUUAGAGGUCUGUUCCAGGGAGUUUGCUAGUGAAGUUAGCAAUGUGCUAAAUAAGGGCCACCCAAAAGUGUGUGAGAAGCUGAAGGCUCUUAUGGUGGAAUGGGCAGAGGAUUUCCGUAAUGACCCCCAACUAAGCCUCAUCUCAGCCAUGAUCAAGAACCUGAGGGAACAGGGCGUCAUCUUCCCUGCUGUGGGCUCUCAGGCAGCAGAACAAGCUAAAGCAAGUCCUGCAUUGGUAGCAAAAGACCCUGCAACAUCAACAAACAAAAAGGAGGAAGAGGACCUUGCUAAAGCCAUCGAACUGUCUCUUAAGGAACAGCGGCAACCGCAGCAGCCUCAGGUCUCUCUUUCUGGACUCUACCCGAGCACCAGCAGCCUCAUUAGCUCACAUAAGACUGAGGGCAGAAAGGUCAGGGCCAUCUAUGACUUUGAGGCAGCUGAGGACAAUGAGCUCACCUUCAAGUCAGGAGAGAUCAUCACCAUCCUGGAUGACAGUGACCCCAAUUGGUGGAAGGGCGAGACAUAUCAGGGUGUUGGGCUUUUUCCAUCAAACUUUGUGACAGCAGACCUGACAGCAGAGCCUGAGAUGAUGAAAACAGAGAAAAAGACUGUGCAGUUCAGUGAAGACAUCCAGGUCGAGACAAUUGAACCAGAACCAGAGCCUGUCUACAUUGAUGAGGAGAAAAUGGACCAGCUGCUUCAGAUGAUCCAGAGUGCAGAUCCAACAGAUGAUCAGUCAGACACCUGUGAGCUCCUGCAGUUGGAGGCUGCUUGCAACCAGAUGGGUCCCCUUAUUGAUCAGAAGUUGGAGGACAUUGACAGGAAACACUCUGAGUUGUCCGAUCUGAACGUGAAGGUCAUGGAAGCUCUAUCCCUCUAUGCUAAGCUAAUGAAUGAAGACCCAGUGUACGCUAUGUAUGCUAAAUUACAGAGCCAGCAAUACUACAUGCAGCAGACUCAAAACACUUCCCAACAGGUGUACCCUGGUCAGUCCACUGGAGGGCAGUAUGCAAUGGGUAGCACAGGAGUACCAACAUAUAAUGUUCCAAUGGAGCAGCUGUCUGCUAUGAACCAAACAGGAACACCAAUUGCCGGGCAGCCAGCUCCCAGGAGACCUGUUACACUUGCAUAUGUAAUGCUCAGCACCUUACCAUGCUUUGCUAUCAUCAUAGCCAGCUCAAAGGUUCAGGUUGAUGCUGACGUUUGUUAUGACCGCUUCACUGAGCUCCCUGUCUCACUGGUCUUGUUCUCCCUCAUUUGUGUGGACAUAGUAGAGAGAAUUCGCCCUCUUCAUCUGACAGGACAGGCAAAUGGAUUAGAGUCAGACUUUGAGAUGCCGGGCCCAGCACUGACUCACUUGGAGCAGGUGACAUCAGUGUCUGCACAGCUGCAGGCUAAUGGAGGAGACAGUGACACAUCACUGAGGUCACUGGUCAGGAAUGGGUCACCAUCGGGUCACUGGGGUGAUGCAGAUUUGUGCAGCACUUCUCGGGCCAGCAGCACAGCCUAUCUUUAUUCCUCCCACUCUCACUCUGGUCCUCUGCGCUUUCUCUGGAGACGAGACCCUCGUCAUGACCUCUUUGUAGCCAGCUUCAUGUUCUGGUUUGAUACUGUGGAAAUGGUGAGGGUGGCCGGGACACUUUCUAUCUAUUACUCAGGGUGGGUCUUCCCUAUAUACAUACUGGCUUAUAUGUCUGUUUUGCGUGUGGUAAUAACACCCAACAGUCCGUUGCUGGCAUCAUUAAGUGUUUUGUCCCAAGAUUUACCAUUUCUUGUGGUGCGCAUCUGCCUGGUGGUGAUCUUUGGUUAUGUUACUCCCCUGCUGUACAUACUAAAGAACAUUUUCGCAACAGCAUCCUUCGUGUACUUCGUCUUUAUGACUAAACUAAAGAUGCUGAACAGAGGAAGCAUGUUCUGAGGACAUUGUGGAGUCCAGUUUGUGUGGAAAAAGCAGCAGAAGAACGAUUAGGGGUAUAAUAUUGAUAAUGUCCUGUAUUUUCAUCUGUAAAUAUGUUUUACUACCAUACGAAUGUGUAUAAUUGUUGAUUUAUAUUUUACAGAUGGCACAGACAUCUGUUUGUUAUUGUUUCCAGGUAAAGGUUCUGUCGCUCUGUAUUUAUUGAGAAAUAUAUUGGUAAAUGCUGUUUGUGUUCAUAUUUUGACUAAUGCAUAUUUUAAGGCUUUUUUUGUGUGUGUGUUUUUUUCUAUGCAUCCAAAUACCUGACUUAAAUGUAGUACAUAUACUGCAUGUUUCAUACAUCACCACUGAUCUAAUAUUUUCCCACCUAAUUUUAUUUCGAACACCAGAUAUCAGCUUCUUGCACAUGCAUGUGUAUUUAUUUAAAUAUUUAUUGUUGGAUUUCAUUCCAACAUGUGAGUGUAGCUCACGCAAGGCUCAUAUUGACUUAAGAUAAUGCAAAUUCAUCUGACCUGUGUCAUGAAAAACUGAUUGCUUUUUUUGUAGAAGGCUUGACCAUUAAUACUUUGAUUCUACUCUGAUCCAUAUCAUACAACAAAGAGAAGCUUUUCAAAAAUCCCCUUGCAUCUUAUAAAUGAAACCUCAUUUUUCUCAUAUUUCUCAUAUCUUUUUAUUUUAGCUGUCCAUAUGCACACUAUAAGCAGGGGUGUAAAGUGAUUGAGUAAAAAUACUUAAGUAUUAUACUUAAGUAUUACUUUUUGGGAUUGUCCUUUACUCGGGUGCAAUUUAAACGGAAUACUUAUACUUUUACUUAGUUACAUUUCCAAGGAAAAAAUAGUACUUUUUACUCCACACAAUUUUAUUUAAACUUGAAAAAGUACUCACUACAUCUUUGCAGAUCAUUUUCUUUUGCCUUACUGGACUGAAGCUGCCUUUUCACUGCAUCUGACAAAUAACAGAUGACAGACCAGAGGUCUGUCAUUUCAAAUGGAGUGUCAUACGGCGGCUGUGUGGAGUUCCGACCAUCUGAGGCAGAAUUUCGGAUCUGAUUUGAGCUUCGGAUGUGUUGAAAUAUCUGUUUGACUAGACUGUAUGUGACUGUACAAAUCUGAGUAAAUAUUAAUCAUGAAUUUGUUUGAAUUCAUCCAUCUGCUCAACAGCAAGGUUUGGUAACAAACCUCAGAAAACAAUUCACAAAAGC